GUCUUCAGUUGACUCGCAUCGUCUUUCCUGUUUCUCACACAACUACCUACAGCCAUGGAUGAUGAUGUUGCUGCAUUGGUCUGUGACAACGGCUCCGGUAUGUGCAAGGCCGGUUUCGCCGGUGACGACGCUCCCAGAGCUGUCUUUCCCUCCAUCGUCGGACGCCCCAGACAUCAGGGCGUGAUGGUUGGUAUGGGACAGAAAGACAGCUAUGUUGGUGACGAGGCUCAGUCCAAGAGAGGUAUCCUCACCCUCAAGUACCCUAUCGAGCAUGGUAUCGUCACCAACUGGGACGACAUGGAGAAGAUCUGGCAUCACACCUUCUACAACGAGCUCCGCGUUGCACCAGAGGAGCACCCCGUCCUCCUGACAGAGGCUCCCCUCAACCCAAAGGCCAACCGUGAAAAGAUGACCCAGAUCAUGUUCGAGACCUUCAACUCUCCAGCUAUGUAUGUGGCCAUCCAGGCCGUUCUGUCUUUGUACGCUUCUGGUCGUACCACGGGUAUUGUUCUGGACUCUGGUGAUGGUGUUACCCACACUGUCCCCAUCUAUGAAGGUUAUGCUCUUCCCCACGCCAUCAUGAGGUUGGAUCUUGCUGGCCGUGACCUGACUGAUUACCUCAUGAAGAUCCUAACUGAGCGCGGCUACUCCUUCACCACCACUGCUGAGCGAGAAAUCGUCAGAGACAUCAAGGAGAAACUGUGCUACAUCGCCCUUGACUUCGAGCAGGAAAUGGCAACUGCCUCAUCAUCUUCCUCCCUGGAGAAGAGCUACGAGUUGCCUGAUGGCCAAGUCAUCACCAUUGGUAACGAGAGAUUCCGUUGUCCAGAGGCCCUCUUCCAGCCUUCUUUCUUGGGUAUGGAAACAGUUGGUAUACACGAAACCACAUUCAACUCUAUUAUGAGGUGUGAUGUUGAUAUCCGUAAGGACUUGUACGCCAACACUGUUCUCUCAGGAGGUACCACCAUGUUCCCUGGUAUCGCCGACAGAAUGCAGAAGGAGAUCACAUCCCUUGCCCCAAGCACAAUGAAGAUCAAGAUUAUCGCACCACCAGAGAGGAAAUACUCCGUCUGGAUCGGUGGCUCCAUCCUUGCCUCUCUGUCCACCUUCCAGCAGAUGUGGAUCAGCAAGCAGGAGUACGACGAGUCCGGCCCAUCCAUUGUGCACAGGAAGUGCUUCUAAAUGAUCUAGAGACAAAACCUUGGGAAUAUUCACCAAACUUGAAGACAGGGUGACCUUCGUCCGAAAUAUGACGCACUAAAUAUUUGUGACCUAUUUAAGUUAUUUAAAUGUUUUAAUUUUGACUACAACCCUAUACAAUAUUUAUGUUGACAAAGAAGGGAUUCUGCUAACACACGAAGGCAAUAAAUCGAUUUUAAACUUAA
Messenger RNA from Haliotis rufescens (red abalone), 1385 nucleotides. RefSeq names its product actin, cytoplasmic-like. The record is from RefSeq and is a predicted model, not a curated record. Bases 55 to 1182 code for a protein of 375 amino acids. The transcript has 2 exons. Lineage: Eukaryota; Metazoa; Mollusca; Gastropoda; Lepetellida; Haliotidae.